CCAGGUAAAUUUUGCACCAUGGGCAACUACAUGCACCUAUCUUUAUCGCCAUGUUACCGAUCGGCUAGACAAAUCAAUCGGUCAGGUCCUUUGAUUUAGCUCAGAUCAGGAAUAAAGAAUCUAUCGAUCAAUCAGGAAUAGUUAUAUUUAUGUUUUGUGAGAGAGAACUCUUCGGAAUAGUGAACCCUGCAUCUUCGAAAAUAGUGGACCUUUACAAUAGCGAACCCCAGAUUUCAGAGGUCCUAAAAAAAUUCAUAACAUAGAGCUGCAGGUACCAUGUACAUGGUUCUCCUAGUGGAUGUUUUUGAAGCAUCAAACUGUGUCCCACACUGCUGCAACAGCCAAGCUGAGUCAUGUCUGGUUCUGAAGACGAGGAGUGUAUUCCAGAGUUGGUACCAGCUGAGAUAACGAAAGUCCCUGUCACCGUCAUAACUGGUUUCUUAGGUGCAGGCAAAACAACCUUGUUGAAUUACAUCCUGACUGAGCAACAUGGCAAGCGAAUUGCUGUCAUCCUCAAUGAGUUUGGGGAAGGCAGUGCAAUAGAAAAGUCAAUGUCCAUAGGGCAGUCUGGAGAAUUGUAUGAAGAAUGGUUAGAGCUGAGGAAUGGUUGUCUCUGCUGCUCAGUUAAAGACAAUGGGGUCCAGGCCAUUGAAAAUUUGAUGAAAAAGAAAGGAAAAUUUGAUUACAUUUUAUUGGAAACAACGGGUCUAGCUGAUCCAGGUCCUAUAGCAUCAAUGUUUUGGAUAGAUGAAGAGUUGUGUAGUGAUAUUUAUCUAGAUGGGAUUGUGACAGUUGUAGAUGCAAAGUUCUGUUUGCAGCACCUGUUGGAACAGAAACCAGAUGGUGUCAUCAAUGAGGCAGUUAGUCAAGUUGCACUGGCAGAUGUGAUUAUAAUAAACAAAACAGAUUUAGUCAAUGAUGAGGAACUGAAUGACUUGAGAGCUCAGCUAAGCUCUAUCAACAGUGUUGCCAGAAGGAUGGAAACUCAGCAAGCACAAGUUGAUCUUCCUCAGAUCCUGGAUCUUAAUGCCUAUGAUGGCAGAAGCAGGAGUAGUGUUGAUGAGAUAUUUAACUCCAAGGGGAAUCAGAACACUGCUGGUGGAUCACAUCAUUUAGACAAGACUGUGACAACAGUGACAUUUGAGGUCGAGGGAAGCCUCAUUAAGGCAGCACUGAAUGAAUUCAUGGACACAGUCCUUUGGGAGAAAGUGACCAACCCUGGGGGGAAUACAAUGGAUAUACUACGGAUGAAGGGAGUCACCAGUAUUGUGGACUGUCCAAGGAGAGUCAUUGUCCAAGCAGUCCAUGAAUUGUAUGACAGGCAGGAGACAACGCUAUGGGAAGAAUCAGAGCAGAGGAUGAACAGAUUGGUUUUUAUAGGUAAAAACCUAGAAAAGGAAACUCUGCAGAAUUUAUUUAUGAUGAAGGUUGAAGAACAAACAAGUAACAGUGGAUCCAGCUGAUAUGGCAUGUGCAAACAGUAUGCCUGGAGUUAUCAGAAAGAUCAUGUCUAUGUUCACCUGUGUCACUUGAGCAGAUUUCAGUACAUAUACUUCGACGUUGCAGAGUUACAUGUAGAUAAAAAAGGCACAUUUCUACCAAACUUAUAAUUAAAUAGAAUAAAGGUAUUGUAAUGCUAUUUUGUAUAUGGAGCCUUCAGAUACAUGUACAUGUAGGUACAGUAAUGGUUGAACACAUAACAUUGAUUUUCAAAAGUUCCGUUGUUACAACUGAUUUUGGAACAGCUCAAGUGCAGUUGGAUGCAGUAUCUGAAAUAGUUAACAUGUAACAUCCAAUAUGUCUUAAGAGUAAGUCGUGAAAUAAAUUCUUUGCUUUUGAAGAACACAAUAGUCAUGACAAAGAUCUGUAGAUACAUUAAGCAAACCAAAUGAGAGAGAGAUGGUUGCUCUAAUGCAAAGAAAUUUAAAGCUAGAUGCUCAUUGGGUAUUGAUGUGUAGCUGCAAACUUUAGAAUAAUAAAUUUAAAAAAAUAAAUUUAAAUAUACAAUGUAUGUA
This is a messenger RNA of Lingula anatina, 2015 nucleotides long. RefSeq names its product zinc-regulated GTPase metalloprotein activator 1. Gene Ontology annotation, cellular component: cytoplasm. The record is from RefSeq and is a predicted model, not a curated record. Lineage: Eukaryota; Metazoa; Brachiopoda; Lingulata; Lingulida; Lingulidae.